Molecule: messenger RNA, 945 nt
Organism: Camelus dromedarius (Arabian camel)
Lineage: Eukaryota; Metazoa; Chordata; Mammalia; Artiodactyla; Camelidae
Product: olfactory receptor 4F21-like
Exons: 1
Coding region: 10-945 (311 amino acids)
Biological process (GO): G protein-coupled receptor signaling pathway
Cellular component (GO): plasma membrane
Molecular function (GO): olfactory receptor activity; G protein-coupled receptor activity
Source: RefSeq, a predicted model, not a curated record
CCCAAGUCAAUGGAUGGACCAAAUGAUUCAGUGGUUUCUGAGUUUGUAUUGCUGGGACUCUCUGGUUCUUGGGAAACCAAAGUUUUUCUCACACUGAUAUUCUCCUUCAUCUAUUUGGGGAUCAUCCUGGGAAAUCUCUUCAUUUUGUUUUUGGUAAUUUUUGAUUCUCAUUUACAUUCUCCUAUGUACUUCCUGCUUGCCAACUUGUCUUUUAUUGAUGUGGGCGUUGCCUCUACCACAGUGCCCAAGAUGAUUACAGACCUUUUAAAUGGAUACAAGAUAAUCUCUUUCCAAGGUUGUAUGACACAAAUAUGCUUCAUCCACAUCAUGGGAGGAGUGGAGAUGGUGUUACUCAUAGCCAUGGCAUUUGACAGGUACACGGCAAUCUGCAAGCCUCUUCACUACUUGAACAUCAUGAACCCUAAAAUAUGUGUUUCAUUUGUACUCACUGGCUGGGUAACUGGGGUGAUCCAUGCUAUGUCUCAGUUUGUUUUCAUUAUAAACUUGCCCUUUUGUGGUCCUAACAAAGUGGACAGCUUUUAUUGUGACUUUCCCAGGAUCAUAAAACUUGCGUGCACAGAUGGAGUCAAGUUUGAGUUCAUUGUUGCUGCCAACAGUGGCUUCAUGAGCAUGAGCACCUUCUUCCUGCUAAUCCUUUCUUAUAUCUUCAUUUUGGUCACUGUCUGGAAACGUUCUUUGGGAGAUUUAUCCAAGGCAUUUGUCACUUUGUCAGCUCAUAUCACUGUGGUGGUUCUUUUUUUCACUUCAUGCAUGUUUCUCUAUGUAUGGCCUUUCCCCAGAUCAUCAAUUGACAAAUAUCUGUUCAUUGCUGACUUUGCUAUUACCCCUGUCUUAAAUCCCAUUAUAUAUACAUUAAGGAACAAAGAUAUAAAGGCAGCCAUAAAAAGACUGAGCAAACAAAAACAUUAUAUCAAAUUUUGCUGA